Molecule: messenger RNA, 1375 nt
Organism: Mytilus trossulus (common blue mussel)
Lineage: Eukaryota; Metazoa; Mollusca; Bivalvia; Mytilida; Mytilidae
Exons: 2
Coding region: 102-797 (231 amino acids)
Source: RefSeq, a predicted model, not a curated record
UCCAUUGAAAGGCCGGCAAUUUUGAAAAUAAUUUGAUAAACACAACAUAGAAGUGCGUUUCUUUGAACGACGCUAUUUUAGAAAAAAAAAGACGAAAUAAGAUGUUAGUGUUACUGAUGGUGCUAUUCCAGACAUCUUACUAUCUCAUCAGCGGAGCAACAGUCUGUCCAGAUGACAACACGUGGUCGAAUAGAGCAAAAACGUUUUGUUCGUUGAACCCUCAUGAAUAUCAUUGUGUAUAUAAUACAUCAUGUCAACUUAUAGAAGAUUGUAGACCAAGUCAAACAAAUGAUAGGAUUAGGCUUUACUUUAGUGAACGAAAUACUGAGACAUUUUACAUUAAGACAGUGCCUGUUAUGUCAACAAAUAAUUCCAAUUAUCACAAACUACAAUAUAUAACUUUAUGUGAAAGUAAUAUGAGUCAUAUUCAAAAUUCAUCGCCUACAAGGAAGAAUGAUAGUUAUAAGAUAUGCUGUAUCGCAGAAUCUGUUAUACUUGGUCUUUUAGUUAUAGGAGUCGUAUGGAAAUAUAGACAAUUGCGAUAUCAAGAGAGUGAAGCAAGUAGUCAAUUAACAGCUAAAGAUUGUGAGAUAGCGAGAAUAAAAAGAGAAAACUGUGAUAAUAAGGAACAAAUAGAUCAGCUUAAAGAAGAGAAAAAUCAUAUCGUGGAACAACUAGUACGGCUCAAAGAUACGAAUGGAGAAAAGCCCGGCGUCAAAAAUCGCUUUGCGCAAGAAAGUUCACCAGUAGGACAGACAUUUGGAGAUUUUCGUGAAACUGACAUCUUAAUAUCAUAGUCUGACAUAGAUAGGAUCAUUUGAAAUAAGAAAAUAUGAAAGCUAGACUAAGUGCAAUUGGUUGGUUGAUUAGUUGCCUCUCUGGUUAUUUGUCUAUUUGUUGGGUACAUUGAUUGCAAUGAGUGUAAAAGUAUUUCCGUAUUUUCUACGGAUUCUACAAAUGGGAACAUUUCAUGAAGAAUUCGAAAAAAAACUAACUGUUCAUUAGAUGGAUUUUUAACUGAAGCAUCGUGCAACUAUAAUUUGUAUUCAAUGUAAACAUGCAUGCAUAUAUCUGGUUUUUUUUGUAAGUGUGUGUGUGUGUGUGUGUGUGUACUUUAUGUCAUAAACAUGCAUAUAUCUUGUUUGUUAUCGUUAUGAAAUAAACUUGUCUCGAUUACGACAGGUCGUGAGUGCCAUCUUCGGCUAUGAAAAUCGCGCUGACUUUAAACCUGCUUAUCAACAUGACCAAUCAGUUGACAUUUUUGAAUUAGAGUAAAGCCUGAUCAGAUUAGUGUGAGAAAUCAAAACGGUUUUCAUUCCUGGCGCACUAUAACCCAAUAUCUUUUAGAGUACAUACACUCUAACUCUCUUUCAUC